AUGAAUGACGAUGUGUUUGAACUGUUCCUCCACUAUCUGGCGGGUAUGCAGGGCAAGUCAAUCGAUCGGUUGGUCGCACUCUGUCACCGCCUGAUAGAGAACAACAGCCUGGCGCCCGAUUCCGCCGAGCCUGAAGUCCCUGGCCCCACGGUUGAGGCGGCCCCCGCGUCCUCUGACAGUGCGGAGCUGGCCGAUUCUUCCUCC
Dibothriocephalus latus is the source of this 204-nucleotide messenger RNA. The record is from the annotation of a GenBank genome assembly. Lineage: Eukaryota; Metazoa; Platyhelminthes; Cestoda; Diphyllobothriidea; Diphyllobothriidae.